GAAUAUCUUUGUGGUCCAAUAUAUAUAUGCAAUUAUAGUGCAGCUCCCACAUCUAGCUAGCAAUCUAGUUUUCCUUCUUCAUCAUACUGCCUUUCAUUUCGUUCCAAGAGACAGGAAUCAACAAUAUGGGUGUUCUCGAUCGUAUCUCGGAGUAUUUCGAUGUUUCCACCCCGAAGAAGAAGAAGCGCAAACCGAUGCAGACGGUCAAGAUAAAGGUUAAAAUGGAUUGCGAUGGCUGCGAAAGGAAAGUUAGGAAUGCUGUUUCCUCCAUGAAAGGGGCAAAAUCAGUAGAAGUAAACAGAAAGCAGAGCCUAGUGGUCGUGAGCGGCUAUGUAGAACCGAGGAAAGUGCUGGAGGAAGUGAAGAGCACGGGAAAGAAGGCAGAGUUCUGGCCGUACGUGCCCAUUGACUUGGUCGCUUACCCGUACGUGCCCCAAGCCUACGACAAGAAGGCGCCAUCUGGUUACGUGAAGAACGCGCCCCAAGCUCAGGCUGACCCGGAUGCGCCUGGUGAGGUCUUGGCAAACUACUUCAGUGAGGAGAACCCCAACGCAUGCUCCAUCAUGUGAUUUGUGUCUUGUUUAAACGUAUGAUGAGGGAGAACCCUAAUCCUAAUGAGGAAGAUGGCACUGGAAAGCCGCUGAUGGGAAUCGAAAUCGGGGUUAUUAUGAGUUGAAGACAGGGUAGGGUGUCACCGGAUACAAUUUUUUUUCUCAGAUUAAGUAAAUUUCGGUCUUUUUGUUUUUUCUCAUCAUGUGAAAAAUUUUGCUUUCGUGUUGGCCUAGUUAGUCUCAUAUGAUGGUGAAUCUCGUUUGUGGUCAGGGAAGGCAAACAGAAGUAUUGCGUGUGUGCGCUUCUAAAUGAAUUAUAGAGGUAAUUAUAUAUUUCUAUAAUAUUUAUCUCAUCCGUAAGUUUACACCUA
This is a messenger RNA of Punica granatum (pomegranate), 922 nucleotides long. NCBI's taxonomy places the organism in Eukaryota, Viridiplantae, Streptophyta, Magnoliopsida, Myrtales, Lythraceae. The record is from RefSeq and is a predicted model, not a curated record.